Messenger RNA from Ostrinia nubilalis (European corn borer), 6218 nucleotides. RefSeq lists its product as uncharacterized. Gene Ontology annotation, molecular function: cysteine-type deubiquitinase activity. NCBI's taxonomy places the organism in Eukaryota, Metazoa, Arthropoda, Insecta, Lepidoptera, Crambidae. Gene Ontology annotation, biological process: protein deubiquitination. Gene Ontology annotation, cellular component: cytoplasm. The coding region runs from base 437 to 3244 and encodes 935 amino acids. The transcript has 14 exons. The record is from RefSeq and is a predicted model, not a curated record.
UAGUAAGACAUUUUAUCGUUUGAGUAGGAAGUGGCAUAAAAAUAGGAUUGCCAACAAAAUGCGUGACGUCACUGCAAUGGAGCUAUGGAGACCCGAACUUCUAAAGUUACAAUCUACACAGUCGAACAAAUAAUUUUCCAAACGCAAAACGAACCGUUUUAAUAAGUUCAAGCCUUUUAAAGUGUAUAAGCAGUGUCCUUCGCGAGUGAUAUUUAAGUUACAACUACGACUUUUGAUCCAUGUUCUACUAUUGUGAUAUUUAGCUGUCGAAUGAAUAUCUUGGUUACCAGUUUUUAAAUAUUUAACUGUUUCCACCGAGGGGAAAAUGCAUAGAAACCAGCCGCCGUCCAUAACCGCUACCUAUUAUAGCUAGAGCUAAGGCAAACUAUGUGAUAUACACAUAGGUUUAAGGUGUAAGUGUAUAGAAAUAGCCAAAAUGCCUGUCGUCUCGCCUUCCCGGUUCACUUCUACCUCCUCCAGCUUGUCUGGGUCCCAUCGACUAACGUUUACGUCCUCAUCGAGUUUAGAGAAGCCAUACUUCAGAACGAGCAGUGGUUCUUACGUGUCAUCAACUUUGCGGAGCACAUACGGUGAUAAGACUUCGGAGUUCCGAUCGAGAUACUCAGAUGUCGACGGCAAAAGAGAAAGGAAGACUUCCCUCGUGGAAUAUUCCAGGAACUCCCGUGCUCCCAGUGUGACGGAUUCAGACAGUGGUAUAUCAAGCCGGUAUCGCUCCGAGCGUUCAGAAUCUAGAUCCCGCGAUAUUUCGACGACAAGAAGCGAAAGCGGGAAGCCGAGCGAACCUUCCAGAAACAAGCGAAGCGUAAUCAGUUCUGCUGCGCUAGCGAUGUCGCAAGCGGAUUUCUACAACAAGUACUCUCCAGCGAACUACGUGCCCUUAACUCAGAGGAUCAAAGAACAGCAACAGCAGCAGCAACAGAAUCAGAACAGCUAUGGGGAGAUAUCGAGGUCUAAGUCCAUAUCGAAUGACAUCGGGAGGCCUCCAGCUGCCGAUCCCAAGACCGCCAGGCGGGCAAGGAACUCCACGGCCGCUACUAUUGCUGAGAGACCCGAAGGAAGAAGAUCGUAUAAGGAAAGCUCACCUAGCUUCAGCAAAAGGAACUCUAUGUCCAAUGGCGCUAAGGAUAACAAUGGGAAUGAAGUGCCAUCUGUAUCUGAGACAAGGAAGAGAUUCGAUAAGAUGACUGUGACUAAACUUCCAGCGAAUGAACCGAGGCUUUCGCCCAAGACGUCAGUAGAGCAAUACCUGAGCCAGUUGAAGGACUGCGAAAACGGAACGGUGGGGUACACGAAACUGCCAAAAGACGACAAAAUAGUCCCCGUACAUUUGCCGUACGCCGAGAAAAACGGGUUGAAUCACAGAUGGGAAGUAGGAUCAUCGUCAUCUAGGUCCAAUUCUAACUCAGACUUGUCCAUUAGCAAAACCAUUUCAGAACCGGUGUCUUUAGCCAAGCCGGUCGUAGAUAAAAACUCUAUGUCGACGUCACUAACUUCCAAAUUGCCUUCCGAUCGCCUUGCCAGUAUUAAAAGUCAAUUAGAUCCUAAUAACCCCAUAGGGAAAAUUCUAGAGAAAUCCACUGUUAUACACGUAGAGAAUGGAGACGAUUACAAAAAGAAAAGUAGUCCAGAUGUGCUAAGUAAGAAGGAGUCUUUGAAAAACGAUAUAGAGAAGCAAGUGAAGGCUCCGAAACACACUUCUAAUUUCGCUUCGUUCAUACAGAUAUCUCAGCCUAUAGCGUCUAGCACAUCGCCGAAGAGGAACGAUAGUGAGGAAAAGGAUGGUCUGAGUGAAACAGGAAGAUCGAGAGUGAAGCUCAAGUAUAUAGAUUCAGAACAAGACGACAGAUUAGUUCUAGACAAUGAUAUCGAAUCACCGAGCGGGACAGGAUUCGAAAACAAAACAUUUGAGCAUGAAAACUUUUUGAAGAAACGUACAGAAAAAUCAGAAGAAGACAAAGAGGCUACGGAAGAUGGUGUCAAGUCUAUGGAGACGAGUACUGAGAGUACGUUCAGUGAGCCCACAGAAGAUUCCAGUCCAGAAACGCCGUCUGCUAGAAAGAAGAUUCUAGACUCGAAAGACUAUGAAGAUAUCAAAGCUGAGCUAGCGGGCGGCAAGAGUGGCCCCAGCGGGUUGCGUAGGAGCAGCGAGCGGUCCGACUCGGUGCCCGACGCGAGGGAGAAGACGUCCAGCCACACCAGCGGCUUGAACGGUCUCCGCAACAUCGGCAACACGUGUUUCAUGAACAGCGUGCUGCAAUGCCUGUCCAACACGCGGCCGCUGCUGGAAUACAUGCUCGAAGACAAAUACGCAGAUGAGCUGAACACCACGCUGUCUUGCAUGAAGGGCGCGCUCAUGAAAGCGUUCGGCAGCGUGAUCAAGGAGCUGUGGCGUACCGGCGAGUGCGAUUCCGUCGUCAACACGACUACCCUCAAGUCGCAAGUGCAAAGAUUCGCGCCGCGGUUCAUGGGCUACAGCCAGCAGGAUGCUCAGGAGUUCCUGCGGUACCUUCUGGAGGGUCUGCACGAGGACGUGAACCGCGUCACCGUCAAGCCGAAGCCGAUACUCACGGAGAUCGACGACAAUCUCAGCGACUCAGCCAAAGCAGCAGAAGCGUGGAAUCGCUAUCUUCGAAUGGAGGAUUCACGCGUCAGUGACAUCUUUGUGGGCCAGCUCAAGAGUACUCUUCGCUGUACGCACUGCGGACAUGACAGCGUCACCUUCGACCCGUUCUGGGACUUAAGCCUGCCGAUCCCGGCGCGUACGGGCGCGUUGCGGCUGCAGCAGUGUCUGCAGCACUUCACGCGCGAGGAGGAGCUGGACGGCGACGAGAAGCCGACGUGCUCGAAGUGCGGCGUGCGUCGCAAGUGCUUGAAGUGGUUCACCGUGCACAAGUUCCCGCAAGUUCUCGUGCUACAUCUGAAACGGUUCUCCCCAACCGAGCGCUUCCGCGGCAAACUGAACGUGCUCGUGGAGUUCCCGCUGACCGGCCUGGACAUGGCGCCCUACGCCGCCGUGCGCGCGCAGCCCGUCUACAACCUCUACGCCGUCAGCAACCACUCAGGAACCACAUACUCCGGCCACUACACAGCGUACUGCAAGCAUCCGUACACCGGCGACUGGCACGAGUAUAACGACUCCAGAGUAACACCGAUCAACCAGCGCAACGUGGUGUCGUCCGAGGCGUACGUGCUAUUCUACGAGCUGGCGCGGAACAGCGCGUAGCGAACGUGUUGCGCUCCAGCCCUCGAAUGGUCGAGUCUAAGUCACUUCGUAAAACUCUCAUAGUCUACUUGACAUUGUUUUUAAAUUCUUGUACAGCCUUUUCAAGGCAAGAGCGAAUAGGCACAUUGCAGAUAUGUACCAUCUUAGACUGCAUCUCACUUAACACCAGGUGCGAUUGCGGUCAAAUACCUGCCUUGUUAUGCAUAAAAAACAGUCAGUGUUACAUAGUUCGUGACACCCAAAGUAGCCAAAAAGUUCGCGACACGUCUUUGUUACAAUAGGGAUGUUUCCUGGGUCAAAAAGCAAGAGUUUUAAUUAGUCCGUCAGUUAACUUAUCACUUUUUCAAACUAAUGAAAAUUUAAAGAGAUAAAGCGCGCCAAAGUUGUUAAGAAGAGGCCCGUGACGUCAAUGCGUGCAUAAAAGUGCCGCACGUUGUGACGUCGUGCGGAACUUCAACGCACCAUAACUAUGUAAUUAUUUGUUAGAUUGACAAAUAAAAAUAUGUGUCCAAUAUUUUUUGAUAUUAAACAUGACGGACUAAAAAAAUUUUUUUAGGAAACUAGCCUAUUGCAAUAAGGUUGUGUCAACUUUUUGGCCACUUUGGGUGUCGCGAACUAUUUGACCAAUAUAGAGCACAUCACAUUUUCGUUGCAAUAUAGCCCCUAUCACAAGUACAUAGAUGCCACAGUGUUUAGGCUAGGUCUCUUUCAGACUUUGACGUCGACGUGUGGCGUCAUAGGAACGUUUGACGAUGACGUCACUCGCCACGUUUAGCGUUUGAUUGAUGUGCUAUUGUCUGUAUUGAAUUUUUUAGGGAUGGGCCGAGUUUUAAAACCCUCUACAUGUUAAAAAAGAACAACCCUCCUGACGCAGUUGGGUAAAAAUCCUUUGAUUUUCGAUCUUAUGACAAGAGAAUAAGGUUCAAUUUAUGAUAGCAAUAUACGCCAGAGCCGUUUAAAGGUCAACUCGAUUAAUACUAUAAACCUAGGUGUCUUUAUUACUCGAAUAAAUUGGUAUUUACCGAGAAAGCAUGCUUCAUCAUCAUUUACCAUUAGGUAUGAUUGAGAUCAAAUGGGGAAUAAAAUGAUCGAUUUUAUGGCAAUAUCGAUAAACCAAAUGUAGAACGAUGGCCCAUCCCUAGAAUUCAUUUUAACCUGAAAUUAACUAAAAUGCAAUUCAAAAUGUAAAAUGUAACUUUUUUUAUUUGUCAAGUAGUCUAUUAAAUCUAUAGUACCAUGUGAAUAGCCCUUUAGCCCUACCGGGAUCUUAAGCCUUUGAUUUUGGACCUUAACGCAAGGGAAUAUGGUUGAAAAUACGUCAACAUUGGUAUAGUCUGGUCUGUGAGCACGUAGAAUUUUGUCCAAUGACCCCAAGCUACCCAUCCUUAUCGCUCGCGCGUAAUUAUAUUGCUGUCGCGCUCGCACACUCACUGCGGGCGCCCGUCGCACAGUCGCGACAGCAACAUAAUUACGCGCGAGCGAUAAGGAUAGGUAGCUUGGGGUCAUUGGACAAAAUUCUACGUGCUCACAGACCGGGCUUUAGUUAAGGUCUCGGUGGGGUAACUUAAAAAAACUACUGUUACAAGUGUGUUUUGGCAUUUAAGCAAUGCUUAGUAUUUCAUAAUAUUUUAUUUGAGUGAGUUGGUUUAUUCGGUUUGACAAUAACACGUUAAAAAAAUUUCAAAUCGCCCUUAGCUUCCAAAUCUGACUUUAUCACUUACAAAAUAAGGUUUAAAAUAAUUUUUGGUCACAUAAUAGUCAUAUCAGUGAUAAUAGUUCCGAUUCCCGCCAAUAGAUGGCGUUGCUCAACAAAAAUCUCCACAGAUUACAGCGAGCACUUGUCAAAUCGAAAGUUUAAAUUGUAAAAAUGGAUAUGUUCACAGUUGCUUAGGGAGCUAACAAACAGGUAAAAUUAAGUGUGGACCGUUUAUGGGGGGUUAGGGGAGCCCACAGAAUAUACGGUAGUUGGCACCAUUAAUCAAUAAAUUCCGAAACAAAUUAUGAAAAAAACAAUUGAAAACCUAGAUAAGGUUUCAAUUGGCUGUUAAGUUUGAUUUUUACAAUCUUAAAUCAAUAAAUAGUUAGUCAAUUGACUAAUGGUGUCGAUUUCCCUAUUUUGAAAGCUCUUGUGACGUCAUUUUACAACAGUAUUAGUAAAUCAAUGUUUAAUUUAUAUUUCAGUAUUUUUACCUUGUACCGUAUUUUCCUAGUAUUGAUUUCUGCACGAUGUAUUAGUAUUGAAAAAUCUGUGAACUCGAAUUAUAUCUUAUUUUGAUAUGACAAAGAACUAAUAGUAUUAUUACAUUUAAACUGAUGACGUCACAACAGCUGUAUAAUAAAACUAUUUAUUUAUUAACAAAGCCCCCUCGUAAACGUCUUAUUAAAUAAGGUUGCCUUCUUAGUAUUUUAUUACCAUGUAAAUGUAUUAGAUACCCAUCUAAAUAUUAAAUUUUGUUGUUAGAACGAGCAAUAACGUAGCUUUGUUACUCAUAUGAAAAAUUCUGGGCAAAUAUUAUAUUGCCUCGGAAGCGAUGUUGAAAAUAGGUAAAUAAAUACAGUUAUUUAUGUAUAACUGUUUUUUUAUUUACCCAAAAUGCGGAUAUUUCAAAGAUGGCAACCCUAUGAUACAAAAUGGCGGCACGCCAAUGUUUGAAAGAUUGUAUGAUCGUUUUGUUUUUGUACAUUAUUAUAUAAUUCUAUUAAUUGUUGAUAUUAUAAUUAUUAUUGUAAAUUAAUUCUCAUUUUCAUUAUUUUCACAAAGGAAUCUUAACUUAACCAAAGAAGUCGCUAAAUUGUUGAAAAUCACCGUAAUUAUUAUUAAAUUAUUAAUAAAUAAUAUUAAAUUAAUUUAUUAUUAUUGUAAUUGUAUUUUAUAAUAAUGAACCGGGACUGGCGUCCUUGUAAUAUUUAUGUAUAGAUACGUAACAGAUUUCUAUUAUAGAAAUAUAUAUUUAAAUGAAUAAUUAUUUAAAAA